AUGUCUUCGCCGAACCUCACGCAGCCACCAGGACAGGGUGUAUCUUCUGUUUUGCCGGUGAAAAGACGUCCGGCCUGUGAGCGAUGCCGCAGCCAGAAACUCAAGUGUCUUCGAGACGAGGGCAAUUCGGCUGGCGCUUGCCUCCGUUGCGUCGACUCUGGGGUCAGAUGCGUCACGAACAGGCACAGAAGGCCAGGUCGCCCUGCAAGGAGUUGUGGAGAAGACCAACAGGCUUCUAGUACGAGGACAGAUGAGUAUAGUGGAAAUGUGUCUGCUCUUAGCACAGUCGUAGACGAUGUGUCUUGGACAAUGAUGGACGACAUUACGCUGGACUCAAUUAUGUCUUACGCAAAUGGGACCACCACUGUUUAUCAUGAUACAGGACAGUAUCUCGACACUUUCGGCUUCGAAGAUGGGCAAGAACUAUAUGAUCAAAUGAGUAGCCACACUGGUGUGACUGCAGACUAUGGGGCUUCCGGAUCAAACCAGAGUUAUAGCGAAGACUUGGAAUGCGAGCUACUUCAAUUACAGCAACAGCUUACGAAGCUGAUUAUCGACCUAAGGACACGAGGUUGGAAUGUUACAACUUCGUUGACGAUAAAACCCCAAACGGUGGACCACGAUAUCUACAAACAAUCCCAUACAGACGGACCGGGCUUUAACCCGAUCGCUGAAACGCUCGGAAUGGUUUCAGAACUCGACAAAAUUCUCAACAAAAUAAUGAAUAACGUAUUUCCGCGUGAAUCUUUCGCAACUAUCAACACGUGCAGCUGGGUUCGGAGCCAAUAUGUGUUGAGUUCUUUGGCUUGUUAUAUGCGCAUAAUCUCUGCGUACGACUAUAUAGUCUCACACAUACUAGAUGAGUAUUCGAAAAACCCAGUUGCAAGAGAAUUCAUUCUUAAUGGAGCUCCAAAGCUUGCAAUUGCAGGCUUUGCGGUCCCAUCACCGAAGAAUCUGCUGGGCCAGCUUCUGGCGCAGACCUUGGAACAGAAACUCUCGCCAAUCGAAUCGACAUUGGGACUCCCUUAUCUAUAUCGUGUCGUUCCAGAGAUGGAGGACUAUCAUAAUCGAAAAGGAGGCAGGUUACUCAAGGAAACAGACGGGAAAUUGCUCUUGGAUACGUUGGAGAAUAUAAGCUCUGGAAGCAUGAUGAGUUCGACGGAGCCUAGUGGUGUACAGGCAUUGAAAGAUAAAUUGGAUCGCCUUAAGUCGCUGGGUUUGAGCUAG
Molecule: messenger RNA, 1227 nt
Organism: Pestalotiopsis fici W106-1
Lineage: Eukaryota; Fungi; Ascomycota; Sordariomycetes; Amphisphaeriales; Sporocadaceae
Exons: 1
Coding region: 1-1227 (408 amino acids)
Biological process (GO): regulation of DNA-templated transcription
Cellular component (GO): nucleus
Molecular function (GO): transcription cis-regulatory region binding; zinc ion binding; DNA-binding transcription factor activity, RNA polymerase II-specific
Source: RefSeq, a predicted model, not a curated record